GAAGCUUGCCGAAAAAAAAAAAAAGAAAUCACAGGUAAGAAGAAUUGUAUAGGUAACGAAAGGGAUUGCUCAUCUUUGGGUGUGGAAAAAUUAGCAAAAAAGAAAACUCAAACCCCCUACCUUUAUCUCUCUGAAUUGGACUCAGAGAGAAAAGAAGACUUUCUUUUUGUGUCAUUGUUUUAUAAAAAUCUUUCCAAAUUGAGAUGGAUCAGAUAUUGAACAAAGUGGGUUCUUACUGGAUAGGUAAAAGAGCCAACAAGGAGCUUAAUUCUGUUGGUGAUGACAUUAAUUCAUUGCAAAGCAGUAUUGAAGGAGGAACAAAAUGGCUGGUGAACAAGCUUAAAGGAAAAAUGCAAAAGCCCUUGCCAAAUCUUCUGAAGGAGUAUGAUAUUCCGGUAGGUAUUUUCCCCCGGGAUGCCACCAAUUAUGAGUUUAAUGAAGAGACGAGGAAACUCACUGUCUAUAUACCCUCUGUAUGUGAAGUUGGUUACAAGGAUUCAUCUGUAUUACGCUUCUCUACGGCUGUUACUGGAUAUCUUGAAAAAGGAAAGCUAGCUGACAUUGAAGGAAUGAAAACAAAAGUGAUGAUGUGGGUAAAAGUUACUGCCAUCUCAUCUGAAAAAUCCAAGGUUCAUUUUACAGCUGGGUUGAAGAAAUCCCGGAGUAGGGAGGCUUACGAGGUUCUGAGAGAUGGAGUAGCUAUUGAAAAGUUCUAAUGAUAUAACUGGCUUUGAACGUUUAAUGUACUAUGUGGCCAUUCUGAGGGCUCAGAAUGACAACUUUUGUAUGACCCAACUCCUUAUUUCUUCUUUUUAUGUGCUGCUGCGAUCGUUGUGUUGAUUUUCUAAGUUUGAUUUCAAAGUUUGGCCCUUA
Molecule: messenger RNA, 873 nt
Organism: Lycium ferocissimum
Lineage: Eukaryota; Viridiplantae; Streptophyta; Magnoliopsida; Solanales; Solanaceae
Exons: 3
Coding region: 204-716 (170 amino acids)
Source: RefSeq, a predicted model, not a curated record